CGCGCGGGGCCUGGCGGGGGCCGAGCGGAAGUGACGCGGGGCCGGCGAGCUCCGGGGCGGGAUGCCUGUGGAGAGCAAGAUGGCGGACAAGGAGAAGAAGAAGAAGGAGAGCAUCUUGGAUCUUUCCAAAUACAUCGACAAAACCAUCCGUGUGAAGUUCCAGGGCGGCCGGGAAGCCAGUGGUGUCUUGAAAGGUUUUGACCCACUACUAAACCUUGUGCUGGAUGGUACCAUUGAGUAUAUGAGAGAUCCAGAUGAUCAAUAUAAGCUCACAGAGGACACCCGCCAGCUGGGGCUGGUGGUCUGCAGAGGGACCUCUGUGGUCCUCAUUUGCCCCCAGGAUGGGAUGGAAGCCAUCCCGAAUCCCUUCAUUCAGCAGCAAGACGGGUAGCCCUUUCCCCCACAUCUCAGGAGGACUUUGGAAGACCAACGUCGCCCCAGGAGAAUUAUUUUUUUACACUCGUUUUAUACAGGAGAAGGACCUUGGGGCUUCUGUGUGUUUUCACUUUGUGGUUUGGCUCUGUGCACUGCGAGGGGAUGUGUGCCGUGCAGCUGGGAGAUGUUCCCGGUCCAUUUCAGAACUCUGACCCCCAAGUCUUGAGCCAGUGAAAUAGCACGAGAACUUCCAGGAAAGCAUUGCAUAGGUGGAGAUCCGUGAAAGCCCUCGUUCCUUUCUCCUCCUCGCAGAUCAGCUUGCUGUGGUCUCCCCGGGGCGUCAUUUUUUCCUGUUGACGGUAUCUGCAUUCCUUUCUCGGGGCGGGGGUGUGGGCUGGGAGCACAGAAGAGCAGAGUCUUGUCGUCUUCCUUCAUGGGCUACACAAAGUGUCAGGAAUGUGAAUGAAGCUUGUGCAGAACUUCUCCGUUCCCAGGUGUUGAAUUUUUUUUUUAUUCCUCUCUGGUGGAGGAGAAUUCCUGAGUUCAUAAAUAAUAAAAUCUAUCCAAAGGC
Messenger RNA from Elgaria multicarinata webbii, 946 nucleotides. It is a transcript of the gene LSM7, whose product is annotated as LSM7 homolog, U6 small nuclear RNA and mRNA degradation associated. Gene Ontology annotation, biological process: mRNA splicing, via spliceosome; nuclear-transcribed mRNA catabolic process. The transcript has 4 exons. Gene Ontology annotation, molecular function: RNA binding. The record is from RefSeq and is a predicted model, not a curated record. Gene Ontology annotation, cellular component: Lsm1-7-Pat1 complex; spliceosomal tri-snRNP complex; U6 snRNP. Bases 62 to 391 code for a protein of 109 amino acids. Lineage: Eukaryota; Metazoa; Chordata; Lepidosauria; Squamata; Anguidae.